AAUAAUUGCUUGCCUUUGUCGAACUGUGCCAAGAGCUUUAAAGUGGCUUCAUUUGAGGUCUUUCUUUCGACGCUAAUCUACCAGUACACACUUUAAUCUGUUUGCGGUAAAUUAAGGAAGAGACCCACGCUUCCAGGCAGCCCCACCCUGUUUCAUGCUUUUCUCUCUUUGAUAGAUGUUGGAUGUGUAAUGUCGUUCAGCUCGGUCUUUCUCUCCGCGUGCUCGUAGUGACCCCUGGUGGCCAAGUGUCACCGUGAUUCUGAUUUGGGUUCAUUGUUGUAAAGAGUUGGUGCGAAGUCAGGUGGCGCAUGUUAAAUUGUGAGAAAGUUCAGGAUUCAGCGGAGUUCGGGUGACGUUUUGUCUUUGGAAAGCAGGGUUUUCGUGAUGGGAGAACGAAGCAGCAUCCUUUGUCUUGGUGACAUCACCUGGAAUACAUCUUUGGGACCCAGCAUUUCCCUAAAGCCAGUCCCACUGCAGAGCCUCUCAGAACUGGAGAGGGUCCGCCUUCAGGAAGUUGCCUUCAGGCGACUGAUUCGGUGUCAUGACCUGGGCUGCCAUAUCACCAUUCCAAAAUAUGGCCACAAGCACAAGAAGUUUCUUAGGAAGAAGUUGGAUUCGUUAUCUAAGGAAAAGAACAGAGACAAAGAGACUUCACCGCAGGCGUUUGGCGUACCGCUGUCACACGUCAUAGCCAACGACCGCGUGCACAAGCUCCGGCAUGAACACCAGCACGAUCACCAGCGGGAGGAGCAGAGUAAUGCUACUGAAUUGAUGCUAUCCUUCCUUCACCUGUCCCCUGGCUUCAAACGGCCUAACAAGGAGCUCUCCAGCAGCAACUCCUCUCUGAGCUCCACCCCAGAGAGCCAUAAUGAUUCUCCACUCCCCAGCAUGCCAGACAUAGCCUCACGGACAUCCAGGAGGGGUGGAGUGUCUGUGGACUGCAUCACUGACCUCGAUGAUAACCAGGCUCGGCUGUUGGAGGCCCUUCAGCUGUCUCUGCCAGAUGAGGCAGCCGGGAACAGGAAGAAACCCCGUGACAAAAAGCUCAGCCUUAACCCUAUUUACAGACAGGUGCCGAGGAUAGUUGAUCUCUGCUGCCAACACUUGGAAAAAAAUGGCUUGCAGACAGUAGGAAUUUUCCGCGUUGGGAGUUCCAAAAAGAGAGUACGACAGCUCCGUGAGGAGUUUGAUCAAGGCUGGGAAGUGCACUUUAGCGAUGAGCACUGCGUCCACGACGUCGCUGCUUUGUUGAAGAAGUUCCUCAGAGACCUGCCUGACCCACUGCUGACAAGAGAACUGUACACAGCUUUCAUCCACACAAUGCUGCUGGAUUACUCCAAACAACAGAGCGCCAUCCAGCUCCUCAUAUUUCUGCUUCCUCCCUCUAAUAGCGACACGUUGCAGUGCAUCCUCAGCUUAUUGUCCACUGUGUCCUCACAUGCUGAAGACAGCCUGGACACAGAAAGACGAAAGAUCCCAGGAAACAAGAUGACGUCACGCAAUUUAGCCACAAUCCUUGGUCCCAACUUGUUACACACGCAAAAGAACUCAGACAAAGAGUUUGCUGUCCAGAGUUUUGCCCAUGCAGAGGAGAGUUCAGCCAUCAUCAGUGUUGUCCAAAGGAUGAUUGAUGCUUAUGAUAUGCUGUUUAUGGUUCCUGCAGAUCUUCAGAAUGAGGUGCUGAUUAGCUUGCUUGAAACGGAUUCUGAUGUUGUCGAAUACCUGCUGCGAAGAAGGGCCUCUCAGUGCUCGGAGUCAGGCAUUCUGAGGCCAGAAGAUUCAUUUUCUCUGACUGAGAGUUGCAUGUCUAGUGACUCCCUCAAAGUAUCCAGCGGAGAGGUGUCUCCUUAUGACAAUAACUCUCCUGUCCUGUCAGAUCGACUGCUACUUAAGAACACAGAGCACAGCAGUUUGAACUCAGACAGAGAUCCCAUUUGCCCCAGUGAGUACAAACUAAAUGACCAUUCCAAAGAUGGAUCAGGAAGCGCUUCGCCAACCCUUUCCGCUGACAAAGAUGCCUCGACUGAUUGUUUCUGGGACACCUGGCAUGAGUUCUUUGGGAAAGAUUUUAUUAGCCAUCACAUUACUGGCUCCCUUGGAGAUGCCUCAGAAUGUGACUCGUAUGGAUCGUUGGAGGGACUGAACAGUCACCAAGGCAACAACAAGCUGCCCGUCAGAGCGACACAAACAUCAUUGGGCGUUUUGGAGAACAGGCCACACCUCCCAGUGACUUGCAGCAGCAGUGGUCCUCAUGACCACAGAGAGCAGAGGCAACCAGAAUCAUCGUUGCAUCAGUCACUGAGCAGCCAAUCAGGGGCCGUUACCUCAGACAGCUCAGUACAAAGGACAGGACGCCCUACAUGUCCAUUAUUUAUGGACAGAACAGAGGUUUUGUCUCCUUGUCUGUGUGCCGGAUCUGUUCGGGAAACUUCCGUUGCUCCCUGCCCAGUCUCUGUUUUCAACCAUCAGCCCGACACCCAGACAUUGCUGCUCCCCCAGCAAAACCCGCCUGCCCUUCAGACUGUAGAUCCAACAGAGAGGAAAACGGGCUCUGACUGCUCAAACUUACAGACAGAAAAGUGGCACGUCUGGCAGAUGAUGUCAAAUAAAAGUCCAGAAACCUUCCCAGAAAGUAUGGUGUGAUCCUCAUUUCAGCAACAUUAGAUUGUUAUGACUGUUUAUUUAUAUGUUGUUUUAAAAAAACUCAACCUUUGUUAUAUUCUCUAUUUUUAGAACAUUUGGACUGUUUGCUUGAAGGAUGCUUUUUUUACAUUGUUUUUGUCUAUUAAUAUUAUUAUUAUUUUAUUGUGUUAUCAUGUUUUAUAGAAUUAUUUAAUACAAAUAUUUGUUUGCAACCCAACCAUGAAAAAUCUAUACACUUUAAUGCCAUAAAUACAAUUCUGUGAAAAACCUUGUGUCCCUUCUAAGAAUUAUUUUCUUUUUCCUUUUUAGUCACAUUUAAAUUCCCUUAUAUUGUUUUAUAUUAGACAAAGAAAACCUGAGUGGAUAUAAAAAGCAGUUUUCAAAUAAUUUUGUUUAUUGUGAGAAAAGAAAUAGCUGUCCAAACAAACUGUUAUUUUAAUUCCUGGUCCUUUGGGGGGAAAAAAAGAAAGUAGUUGGUCAUUUGACCAGAUUUUGUAGUUCAGUCCCAUGGAGAAACUAUGGAACGUUGGUGAAACUUCCAAAAACCGUGCUGCCAAUUACUCUAAAAGCACACCAAGAGCUAAUCAAGACGCCACAAAAGGACCAAGAACGUCCAAAGUAUUGCAUCAGCCCGAUGCCCAGACAUUGCUUCAUUGCACAACUCCCCUGCCUUGGUUAAGCUCAUUGUUUAUUAUUUAACAAUAAGAAUGAGAUUUGGCAAAAAUUCCAUCCAAAUUACAUUUUCAAGUUAAAAGCUACUUCUGACCUACAAUAAGACAAAAGCCCGUCCCCCCCAAAAUAAACUCAAUUUCUAAGACUUUUUGGGAGUAUAACUUCCAAACUAAUGUGAGAAAAGUUGUUUGGAGUGGUUCAUACCAUUAAAUCUAAUGUAAAACUGACAGCAUUUGAGGGAAAAAAAAAAAAAAAACAACUACCAACAUUAAUAUAAGCAUAAGGGUGGUAAUGUAAAAGUCUGGGGUUUCUUUGCCACUUCAGGCUGAGAAGACUUUCAUGAAAUGGUGGAACCAUACCACAAAUCCAAGUGCAGUUAUCUACAGCCCACCAGCAAGUCUGUGCAGAUAAAAAAAAACCCAAAGCAACAACUAUGUUUUGAAGGGCUUAGUCAAAGUGAGACCUGAUUGAGAUACUCUAUGAUAUUGCUGAAUUAAAAAAUAAAAUUCUGCAAAGAAUGGAAAGACUUCCAGAUCACCUAAUGGUGGUUGCUGCCACCAAGGUUGUUAUCCAGUUAUUAGUUUUGUACAAUGAUUAUCUUUUCAGAUAGAGCCAGGUUGUCUGCACAGUUUAUUUCUUUAAUAAAGGAAAUCUCCAUAAUGAAAACGGCAUUAUUGCCGUCUUCUCAUUUUAUCUGUCAGAUGUUAAAAUAUGCUUUAUAGAGAAAAACAUUUAAGUGUGAAAACAAGUGAAAAUAAUGCUGAAUGCAAUAAUACCACAAUGUACUUUGGUUACAAUUUUGCUACAGUCACAAUAGUGAAAAUGGUGCAAUCUGUGUGUUCUUUUGUUCCAGGAAAUUAAAGCUGGCUUGUCAUUUUG
Messenger RNA from Gambusia affinis (western mosquitofish), 4194 nucleotides. RefSeq names its product rho GTPase-activating protein 6-like. NCBI's taxonomy places the organism in Eukaryota, Metazoa, Chordata, Actinopteri, Cyprinodontiformes, Poeciliidae. The transcript has 13 exons. Gene Ontology annotation, biological process: signal transduction. The record is from RefSeq and is a predicted model, not a curated record. Bases 385 to 2643 code for a protein of 752 amino acids.